UCCCUUCCCCCGCCUUCCCUCCCCUUUUUUGCUUCUGCUCCCCCCCCACCCCGCCUUUCUCCUUUUGCAAGAAAAUAAUUUGACAGUCGAUUUGCUGACAGGGGAGGAAUUUGCAUCCUGGAUUAAAAAAAAAAAAAAAGGCCGAGAGGAGCUUGGGAACGGUUGCUAGGGGUGGGUAAUGGGUGAAAAAAGGGAGGGGGGCGCCGGGGAGCGGAUAAGGGGGAAUAAGGGAGGGGUCGAGGGUGGGGAGCAAUGCAAAAGGUAAGGCCAGGUUACCGCGGCUCGGCCCCGAGUGGGCUGCGGCCGGGGGAGGGGCGAGAGAUACAUAUGUAUUUCUGUCUCCCUAGCACACCCCCUUCCCUCUAAGCGAUGGCUGAGAGGCGGUGCAUGCAGAUGGGGAGUAAGUUUCCUGAAGGGGAGGGUGGAUGCACGCGCGCAGCCCCGCGCUGCAAAUUUCCACCGGGGAGGGAGAGUGGCUGGAUGCGGAGAGUUUGGAGUUGCUUGCGGCGGAGGGCAGGAAGGGGAGCAGGGCCGGGAAGGGGGCUGGCGGGCGCUAUAUCUAGGAGUAAGUUUCCAGGAUCAGGAGAGCCUGCACGCUUGCUCGCUACUUUGCUCGCCCCCCAUCUUAUCCCCCAAGCGGAGACUGGUCUUCUUGUCGGAUUGCCCAUGCACUUGUUGCAGAAACAGCCAAGGCCCUGGCUCUGGAGGAUGCUGAAGGAGGAAGACAUGGAAGCAGGACGACCCUGAAAGGUUAAGCCUCUUAAUCCUGAAACAGAACCAGGUCUCCUUUUCCCACCUGCCCAGCAGCAUGAGAGCAGCAUGACCGGCCAGCUGCAGGAGGAGCCCCCAGAGCCAGGCCCCCAACUCAACCAUCUGCUGCGGAGAUCAAGGUGUGAGCGGCAUCUCUUCACCACGGUGGUGUUUGGUCCAUACCUCAGCCCUGGUGAGGAUGUAAAACCCCCCACUCUGUACAUGAGUGGUACAGGCCAACAGGAACACCUGGCUCCAGCCACCUUCACAGACAUGUCAGCCGUGGAGUAGUGUGGACGCUUUCUCUCACCUUCUCAGGGUUUCAGUCCUUUUGGCUUUGUUUCACUGACCUUUUUUUAUGGUUUUGUGGCUGGACAUUUCACAACCAAGGCAAGCACCAUGGGAGAUCAGCAACUGUACAAGACCAACCAUGUGGCCCACAGUGGCGAGAACCUUUUCUACCAACAGCCACCACUUGGCGUCCACAGUGGGCUGAACCACAAUUAUGGGAAUACAGUCACAGGGGCUGGAAUGGAUGCCCCUCAGGCAUCACCCAUUUCCCCCCACUUCCCUCAAGAUACUCGGGAUGGUCUAGGUUUGCCUGUUGGCUCCAAAAACCUUGGCCAAGUGGAUACCUCGAGGCAGGGAGGGUGGGGAGGCCAUGCAGGGCCUGGAAACCAUGUCCAGCUACGUGGCAACCUGACCAACUCAAACAUGAUGUGGGGGGCACCGGCCCAGGCUGAACCCACCGAUGGCUACCAGUAUACCUACUCCCAGGCCAGCGAGAUCCGGACCCAGAAACUCACCAGUGGCGUCCUGCACAAGCUAGACUCCUUCACCCAGGUGUUUGCCAACCAAAACCUGCGUAUUCAGGUCAACAAUAUGGCCCAGGUGCUGCACACCCAGUCAGCAGUGAUGGAUGGAGCUCCUGACAGUGCCCUCCGCCAGCUGCUGUCCCAGAAGCCCAUAGAGUCCUCAGCACCGGCUAUCCCUUCUCGCUACCAGCAGGUGUCCCAACAGUCUCACCCUGGUUUCACUGGUGGGCUGUCUAAACCAGCUCUUCAGGUCGGGCAGCACCCUAACCAAGGGCACCUAUAUUACGACUACCAGCAGCCACUGGCUCAGAUGUCAGUGCAGGGAGGACAGCCACUGCAGGCCCCACAGAUGCUGUCCCAGCACAUGCAACAGAUACAGCAGCACCAGUAUUACCCGCAGCAGCAACAGCAGCAACAGCAGCAAGCUGGGCAGCAGCGUAUGUCCAUGCAAGAAAUGCAGCAGCAGCAGCAACAGCAACAGCAGAUUCGCCCACCUCAGCCUCAGCAGCAGCCGCAGCAGCAGCUGCAGCUGCGGCAGAGUUCAAUGCAGAUACCUCAGUAUUAUCAGUCCCCACCCAUGAUGCAGCACUUGCAAGAGCAGCAGCAGCAGCAACAAAUGCAUCUGCAGCCCCCUUCCUAUCACAGGGACCCCCACCAGUACACCCCAGAGCAGGCGCACGCUGUCCAGCUGAUUCAGCUAGGCUCCAUGCCCCAGUACUACUACCAAGAGCCCCAGCAGCCCUACAGCCAUCCCCUCUACCAGCAGAGCCACCUGUCCCAGCACCAGCAGCGCGAGGACAGUCAGCCCAAGACUUACGCAAGCGACAGGCAGACCCAGGUCAUGCUGAGUUCUCACGGGGACCUGGGGCCUCCUGAUACAGGAAUGGGAGACCCAGCAAGCUCAGACCUGAACCGGGUCAGCAGUGCCCUCCCCCAUCGGCCACUCCUGUCUCCCAGUGGGAUCCACCUCAACAACAUGGCGCCUCAGCACCAGCAACUGUCUCCCAGUGCCAUGUGGCCCCAGAUGCACCUACCUGAUGGCAGAGCCCAGCCAGGGUCCCCGGAAUCAAGUGGCCAACCAAAAGGAGUGUUUGGAGAGCAAUUUGAUGCCAAGAACAAACUGACGUGCUCCAUCUGCCUGAAGGAGUUCAAGAGCCUACCUGCCCUGAAUGGCCACAUGCGGUCCCACGGUGGGAUGAGGGCCUCCCCCAGUCUCAAACAGGAGGAAGGAGAGAAGGCCCUGCCACCUCAGCCCCAGCCACUGCCACCUCCGCCUCCGCCGCCACCGCAGCUCCCUCCUGAGGCAGAAAGCCUCACACCUAUGGUCAUGCCCGUGUCUGUCCCUGUCAAGCUUCUCGCGCCCAAGCCCAGCUCUCAGGGCUUCGCCAACAGCGUCGUUGCUGCCCCCUCAGCCAGAGACAAGCCAGCCAGCUCGAUGUCGGACGACGAGAUGCCCGUGCUCGUGAGGAUGACCCUCUCUCCCCCACACUCACCCCAAGGGGCUGUUCCCUGCACGCCUGCUGAAAUCCCCAGGAAGCAUCAGCCUGCCAUCGCCAAAGCUGAGGAGCCUCUCAAGACUGCACCUGAGAAGAAAAAGUUCCGGCACCGGCCUGAGCCGCUCUUCAUUCCGCCACCGCCGUCCUACAACCCCAAUCCCGCCAACUCCUACUCUGGCGCCACCUUGUACCAGAGUCAGCUGCGCUCCCCGCGUGUCCUGGGGGACCACCUGCUCCUGGACCCCGCCCACGAGCUGCCGCCCUAUACGCCUCCGCCCAUGCUGAGCCCGGUGCGCCAGGGCUCUGGGCUUUUCAGCAAUGUCCUCAUCUCGGGGCACGGCCCGGGCGCCCACCCGCAGCUGCCCCUCACGCCCCUGACGCCCACGCCCCGUGUGCUGCUGUGUCGCUCCAAUAGCAUCGAUGGCAGCAAUGUGACAGUCACCCCUGGGCCUGGAGAGCAGACCGUUGAUGUUGAACCACGUAUCAACAUUGGCUUAAGAUUCCAAGCAGAGAUCCCAGAACUCCAGGAUGUCUCUGCCCUGGCCCAGGACACACACAAGGCCACAUUAGUCUGGAAGCCCUGGCCAGAGUUGGAAAACCAUGACCUCCAGCAAAGAGUGGAGAAUCUCCUGAAUUUGUGCUGUUCAAGUGCAUUGCCAGGUGGAGGGACCAAUUCUGAAUUUGCUUUGCACUCUCUCUUUGAGGCCAAAGGUGAUGUGAUGGCUGCUCUGGAAAUGCUGCUGCUGCGGAAGCCCGUCCGGUUAAAAUGUCAUCCUUUAGCAAAUUACCACUAUGCCGGUUCGGACAAGUGGACCUCCCUAGAAAGAAAACUGUUUAAUAAAGCACUAGCCACUUACAGCAAAGACUUUAUUUUUGUACAGAAGAUGGUGAAGUCUAAGACAGUGGCUCAGUGUGUGGAGUACUACUACACAUGGAAAAAAAUCACGCGGUUAGGGCGGAAGCACCGGACACGCCUCACAGAAACCAUCGACGAUUGUGUGACGAGUGAAGAAGAAGAAGAGUUAGAGGAGGAGGAGGAGGACCCGGAAGAAGAUAGGAAAUCCACAAGAGAAGAAGAGAGUGAAGUACCGAAGUCCCCAGAGCCACAGCCAGGCCCAGUCCUGGCUCCCACAGAGGGGCCACCCCUGCAGGCCCUCAGCCAGCCCUCGGGCUCCUUCAUCUGUGAAAUGCCCAACUGUGGGGCUGACUGUAGAUGUCAUGUCACUCCCUUUCUUCCCCAGGUGUUCAGCUCUCGACAGGCACUGAACGGCCACGCCCGCAUCCAUGGUGGCACCAACCAGGUGACCAAAGCUCGGGGUGCUGUCCCCUCUGGGAAGCAGAAGCCUGGCAGUGCCCAGAGCGGGUACUGCUCAGUGAAGAGCUCGCCCUCUCAUAGCACCACCAGUGGCGAGACAGACCCCACCACCAUCUUCCCCUGCAAGGAGUGUGGCAAAGUCUUCUUCAAGAUCAAAAGCCGAAAUGCACACAUGAAAACUCACAGGCAGCAGGAGGAACAGCAGAGGCAAAAGGCUCAGAAGGCGGCUUUCGCAGCUGAAAUGGCAGCCACGAUCGAGAGGACUACGGGGCCGGUGGGGGCACCUGGGCUGCUGCCCCUGGACCAGCUGAGUCUGAUCAAACCCAUCAAGGAUGUGGACAUCCUCGAUGACGACGUUGUCCAGCAGUUAGGCGGCGUCAUGGAAGAAGCUGAGGUCGUGGACACCGAUCUCCUCUUGGAUGAUCAAGAUUCAGUUUUGCUUCAGGGUGACACAGAACUAUAAAGCCGUUUGUCACUUAGAGACAAUGAAAACUCAUGGCCUCCAUCUUCAUUAAUCAGGAAACCUGGACUGCCUGCUUGUUUUGUAACCAUUUUAAACUACCUGUUUAAAAAGUUGUUUUUUCAGGUUUAGAAAAAAAAAAUCCAGUUUCUUUUUCUUUUAUUUAAAAAAAAAUUGCUUUUGUGAGUGGUUGAAGGGAAUAAAUAAUUGGCACAACUCUGUUAAGAGGUGUUUCAUCUGGGCUACAUUCCCAUGAACUCAUUCCUGGCAGGAAAUGAACCUGACUUUCGUGUUCGUUUGCUUUCGGAUGUCAACCAUCCUGGUUGCCUUUUAUCCCAAAGCUUGCAGUGAGAGAGAAAAAAAAAAAUGUGUGUGUGGGAGGGAGUGGGUGUCGGGGUGUGUGUGUGUAAGAAGCAGGCUCCCCUCUUCUUGCUGGGGCCUUGGGCCAUCCUUUCCCGCCAAGAGUUAUUUUCGUUCUGUUCUGACCUCAUUCUGUAGUUUGCAGUGAACUUGGCAUCUUUGCCAGGAGACUUUGCUAGCGGGUAGCUUUCCAGAAAGCAAAGUAAGCCCUCAUGUGCCACGCUUUCCUCUAGCACACACGUCGUUGGAAGAGUUGAGCAAAUGAGAAAACAAGUUUUAUUCCCUGCCUUGCCUGUCACUCGUUGGCCCAUUUCUAGGAACCAAGUACUGUAUAAUUUCAGACUUGCACUCCUUGACAGUGAUUUACUAAAGACCUGUUCAUAGAGCAAGUGCUGCAUCCUCUUCCAUGUUCCCUGGGGGCUGGUUGGCUCCAUCAUGGGUUGGCAGACCUGUCUUUCAGUGUGAGUCCACGGGGGGCCUAUGUGGAGGAAAAUAACCUCAGCUAUUAGGUUUCCAGGGCUGUUUUUAGGGGGUGGGUUGGGGAGAGUGGUUGAGAGGCACACAUUGAAAUACCGGGAAUGCCAAGAACUGUUCUUUUGCCCAAAAACUAGACUGGAAGAGCCCGUGGUUGUUUUUUGCAACAUGUUAAUAGUGGAGUUCUGAAAUGACUCCGUGCCAUUUAAAAGUACUGUGAAGCCUCAUUCGCUUGGGAUUUUGCUGUAAUUCAUCUAUGUUGGACCAAAGUUUACCUUGACGCUAUGAGAAAAGGGUUUUCUAACCAAUUUGAUAGCAAAUACAAAGGAAAUAGCAUUAAAAGCCAACAAAAAUGGUUUUGGAUACCACUUUAUCUACAAUGUUUGCAUUCAAACAAUGAAUGUAUUCAUUAAGUCAUUUACCAAAGCACUUCUAGAAUUCUCCAAGCUACAUAACUCUGCCUCCUCCUGUCCCUGUCAUCAGGGUUGCUGUUUGUACUUGAAGGUAAAAUAAACCUGUAAUCCUUCAAAUGUGGCAUUUCGCUCAGGCUUUUGAGCUGAGUCAGACUGACCUGUCCCACUGUUAGGGCAAAGGAGUGUGUGCCUUCAGACUGCGAAGAGGCCCCAGCAUAGAGGACCCUGCCGGUGGCCCACAGGUUUAAUGCUGUGUGACUUCCGGAGAGGGGGCUUUCAGGCCUCGCCUGCCCCAAGUAAGCUGUUUCCCUAGCUCAUGUAGGUGCCGGGCCACUUUACUAUGGCACAUUAAUAGUUUGACAUUAGAGAAAAUGUCAGCGGAAACAUGAGGAUAAGACCCGAGCAUCCUUUUUAGGUUUGAUUCUGCAAAAGCGUUUAGCACAUACUCAUGGCCCACCGCGGCCCCACAUAGACAGUACUCUCUGAAUCUCAGGAAAGCCUUGGGCAGAAGAUAAAUACAAAGGUUCUUUUCAUUUCUAUCACUCUGUUUUCAGAAAAGAAGUCUUGGAGGCUCCCUUCAUCUUUUCUUUGAGGGAAAAAAGGGUUUUUUGCUGCCAUUUCAGACAGGUUAUUCUCAUAUGUUUUGAGUUCAGAACUGCCUGGGCGGUGUGUAUCAAUGUGGCAGAACUAUUCCAGAACCAUUCCAACUUUAAUAUUGGCCAAUCGCAUCUGUUCCAGUGACUACUUCCUUCUGCUGGCGGAUGUCUGAGAGUGAUUCUGGAAAGGUUCUAUUGGGUCUGUGAAAGCUUAUCUAUCAAAGGAGCAAACACCCAGAAAAAUGUUUGUAAAGCAAAUGUAUUCAUUCCAUUUGGAGACUUGCCCAGCCAUUCCAGUUUUAAACAUUAAAAAUAAACUGAGUUGCCAAGGCAAAAAUAUAAUGCACAAUUUAAUUUUGAUUUUCCAUGCAGUACAGUGUAAGCGUUUCUGACUUGAAAUAACCAAAGAACUCCUCCUUAACGAGACAGUUCAAAUUCCUGAAUUAGUAUUUCUUGACAAUAUUAACUUAAAAGAAUUGACUUCAUAGUAAAACGUUGUACUUAUUUCUUUUCUGAAAUGAUUCUGCUUGCAUGUAUGUGUUGUGUUUUAGCUUCCCCCACCCCUCCCCAUCCCAGAGAACUUUUCUUCCUAAAAGUCAAUGUCUUCAACAUGGUUACUGUUUACUAUCAGAUGGUUUUUCAUUAGUGAAUUUAGAUUUCUUUGAGAAAGCUUGUAUAUAAAAAGUUAACAGAUAUAUUUUAUGGAAAAACCCAUCUUAUUUUCAAAUAUAUUUAACUGCUGUUAUAUUUUAUUAGAGGAAGGUUGUAAAUAUUUUCUAGGAGUUCUAUUGUAAAGAAAAGUAUUUUUGAAAAAAAUUAAUGUAAUAAAAAUGAAAACAUUUUUAAGUAGUGGUUGCGAUUGCUUCCUGUUCUGGCUUCGUUAUGUUCUAUUCUCAGCAAAUGACUUGCAUGCCUUCCAUUUUAGGAUGUAAUUUAUUCAGGUUUGCACUAUUAUAAGUUGACAUCGUAAUAUCUAGUGUGCUUAACUGUAUUUUCCCCGGAAUGCAGGUCCCUUGGUCCAUAUCAAGAGCACUAUGUAUAGCAUAUUCAUAAUUUUUCUUUUGUAAUGUGUGUAUUUUUAAUAAGGAUUUUAUGUAACAUUUUGGCAAAAAGAGGACAGUAUUUUCUAGUGAAUUUUAUAAUACAUUUUGCUAAAAAUGUUUCUUCCUCGGUCAGUUUUUGUUAAGGCGAACCAAAAGUCUUAUUUUACCAGGGGUUUAAAAAAAGUUUGAAGCUUGAAAGCAAAGUUAUAUUUAAACAUCAUAUGUAACAAAUAAAUAAAGCUGUUUUAUAGACUUGUC
This is a messenger RNA of Pteropus alecto (black flying fox), 7980 nucleotides long. RefSeq names its product transcriptional regulating factor 1 (gene TRERF1). Gene Ontology annotation, cellular component: histone deacetylase complex; transcription regulator complex. The record is from RefSeq and is a predicted model, not a curated record. The transcript is spliced from 18 exons. NCBI's taxonomy places the organism in Eukaryota, Metazoa, Chordata, Mammalia, Chiroptera, Pteropodidae. Gene Ontology annotation, biological process: negative regulation of DNA-templated transcription; regulation of transcription by RNA polymerase II. Gene Ontology annotation, molecular function: transcription corepressor activity. The coding region runs from base 1150 to 4839 and encodes 1229 amino acids.